GAUCGUAAAAAUCAGGAGCAACCGAACGGGACAAAUGCAAUGAAAUGAAUUAAGGUUUUGGAGUCUCACGGGCCGAGCCUGACAGCAGUCCAGCUUGAAGAAUAUCAGCAUCGACCCCACAUUCUUUAGCGACAUUUCACAACAUCCUUCCUAUUCCCCCUUUUGGUAAUGGAGUCACGGAAUCUCAUCCAACUCCUAUAUCGGUGGCCGCGAGUAUACAUAUCACCAUUACCCCGACUAUCUUAAAUGAAGUGGACACCUCUUUUACUUUUUAUUAUCCCAAGACAUAGCCGCGCCUAAUUCAAUUAUUCUUUACUCCACUGUUGAAAAAGUUCCAUAUAAGAAUCAACACCGAAACAUAAUUAAUCAACAACAUCUAAAAUCAAUCGAAAAAUCAAAUAUGCCUUCUUCUACAAGACUUCCUACCCGUGCUUUGGGACGCGAUGGUCCUCAAAUUCCUGCCCUUGGCCUCGGACUUAUGGGUUUAAGUACUUUCUAUGGAAAGCCCGGAUCAGAUGAGGAACGUUUUGAGUUUCUUGAUCGUGCUUAUGAGCUAGGCUGCACUCAUUGGGAUUCAGCUCAAAUGUAUGGCGAUAAUGAAGUACUUUUGGGCAAAUGGUUCACGAGAACUGGAAAGCGCAGUGAGAUCUUCUUGACUACCAAAUUCGGUAACCAUGUCACCCCAGAAGGUGGUCGUGAGAUCCGAAACGAUGCAGAGUACAUCCGUCAAUCUGUAGCGGAGAGUUUUGAAAAACUUCAAACUGAUUACAUAGAUUUACUCUACUGUCAUAGAUUCACUGGAACAAUUCCAGUCGAGACAAUUGUCACUGUUAUGAAAGAAUUUGUCGAUGCUGGCAAAGUCAAGUAUUUAGGUCUCAGCGAGUGUGGUGUUGACACUCUUGAACGUGCUGUUAAGAUUCACCCAAUUCACGCGUAUCAAAUUGAGUACAGUCCAUUCUCUAUGGAUGUUGAGAAGCCAGAAGUUGGACUUCUUGACUGCUGCAAGAGACUCGGCAUAGCGCUUGUUGCCUAUUCACCAUUGGGCCGUGGUAUUCUCACUGGUCAAUACAGAUCAGUCGACGAUUUCGACAAGGAUGAUUUCCGACGAACAAUUCCCCGUUUCGCCACCCAGGAGAACUUUGAUAAGAAUCUGAAACUCGUUGAUACCAUUACUGCAAUUGGAAAAACUAAGAAUGCCUCCCCAGGACAGGUUACACUUGCCUGGAUGAUUAAGCAAGACCCUCUCAUUUUCCCAAUUCCAGGUACCAAAAAGAUCAAGUAUUUGGAAGAGAACAUUGGAGCUCUCUAUGUGGAUUUGACAGAUGAAGAGGAUAAAGCAAUUAGACAUGCAAUUGAGAGCGCUGAAGUGGUUGGAACUAGAGUUGCCGAGCAUCUUAUGGGUGUUCUUGUGGUUGAUACUCCUCCUCUUACCAAUUAGUUGGUUGAAGAAAUUGGUGUUGAAUAUUGAAUAUGAGUUAUUGGUUAAAUUGGUUUUUAUAGAAAAGACACCCUAUAUUGGUGCACCACAGAAUUUUACCACGGGUUUCUACA
Molecule: messenger RNA, 1551 nt
Organism: Botrytis cinerea B05.10
Lineage: Eukaryota; Fungi; Ascomycota; Leotiomycetes; Helotiales; Sclerotiniaceae
Exons: 5
Coding region: 401-1438 (345 amino acids)
Cellular component (GO): cytoplasm
Source: RefSeq, a predicted model, not a curated record